AUGUUGUUCCAUAAUUCCCAGAAGGAGUUGACCUGGAGGUUGUCUUGGAGUACUGCGUUUGGACAAGAAGUUGCAGGAUGUGGAAAUUGUUUUCAGCUCAAUACUGGAACCAUUAUUGGAAUUGUGAUCUGUGACGCCAUCAUAACCCUAGUGAUUGCAGGCAUGGCAUUUUGGAUAUCCACCAAGAUUCAAAAAAAGAAAUACCAGGAGAGACUGAGAAAACUGAAGACCCUUUCUCCAGUGAAUGAAUCCCCAUAUGAGGAGCUGCAUGGACAAAGGGUGGACGUUUACAAUGAUCUAAAUUCAUUUCGCACUUGACUUUUGGACUCUUUUAAUGACCUAUUGAAACCUUCUCUGCUUAGAGACUAUUUCUUGGCACCUCUAUCACUUGCAUAGAAGAUCUCCCUUCAAAAUUUUAGACCUUGACAAUAUUCUUCUCAUUGAUACCAAAAAAUGAUCAAGAGGUGUGAGAAACUAGAUGGUUCCAGCUCUCUCUAUAUGUAGCAUUAAUACUUCUGCUUUAUUCUCCGUCUUAGGUUAUUAUGAAGAAAGUUCUAUCAGUAAGGCAAGCCAAGACCUAUAAUAUCUUCUUCUUUAUAUAAUUUACCAUGGUUAUUGGGCCUUGAGGACAUAUGUUCAUCAUUACUGUAAUUUAGACUAAAUGAGAGUUUUUUUUUUUGUUGUCAGAGGUGUAACUUGGUGCACUUAGACCAUAAUGGAAAAUUCAUAGCAGGCCACCUACCUACCGUGUGCAGUUUAUAAUACUUUUUAUGCGGCAGAGGGGCUUUUGGUUCCUUUAGGUUCCAGGGGGUAUGUGUAAUUGCUAUUCCUGCCCCCUAUAGCUACUGACCUUCUAAAAUGUCACUGGCCCUGGAAUCACUUGGACAGAAUGUUAUCUCAUGGUAUAUCAACCUAAGCAGAACGCAGUCGUAUAUUAGAUAGUAUGUGCAAUACAUGUAGUGAAGGAAUUCCUAACAUAGAUGGUGAUGGUGAAGUAUAGAGAAUUAGGGAUCCAUUUAGAUUCAUUGAUAUUGAGAGGCUCACACUAUAUCGUGAUGGACACAGAGGGUUCACUAUCUACUGGGUCACCCAGUCCCAGUAUACAGGGGGUUAAAAAUCAAGGAAAAUAUAGUAGGCACUCCUCUUACUGGUUUUGCAUGAAACUUAAAUUAAGUUUCAUGUUAAAUCAUUAAGUUUUAUGCAAAACCAGUAAGAGGAGUGCCUACUAUGUUUUCCUUGAUUAGAGACUUAUUUAUAGAUGUUCUAGACACAUCUCCUCUCUUACUCAUCUCACAACCAAAACCACUUGUUCACCUCUUCCCUCAAGUCUCAAGACAGCUGCUUUCUCUAAAGGGCUUGUGUGAGAUGAUUAAAGGUUUCAAAGAAGCCCCAGAGUGCUAUAAAAUAAAUAAUAUGGGUAUACUCACCACUUUCUGCAAUGCCAGUCUCUGCAUCGCCAGAGCGGUCCUUCUGCCACCGCAUGUUUAAAACUGCAGCGUGCUGGUAUACGGCACAUGAUGACCACAGCCAAUUACUUUCUUCAAUGGCAGAUCUCUAAGGGCAGUGAUUGGCUGCAGUGCUUACAUGUCAUCAACGCUGUGCUAUGUAAACUUGUAACGUCAGGAGGACAAGAUUGGCAAAACAGAGAAUGUUCAGAUGACCAUACCCCCAUUCUUUAUUUUACAGCAUUUGGGCUUUUGUCUGAAAUUUUCUAACUAUUUCCAACGACCCCUUUAAGUGUCUACAUCGGUAACCAAUAGAACACACCUUUAGACCUUACAGUAAUAUGUACAGUUCCAACCUGUCUCCUUUGUAAUAUCCUGAUUCUGUCUUUUACCAUGACUUUAUACAAAACCAUCAUCUCUUCUCCUCUCUGCACCUCUUCGUCUCCCCUGUUCCCCAUGCUUUUGCUAUCCUCCCUCUCAAUUCUCUUGACUUUUCCUCUAUUUUCCUCAUCUUUUCUCCUUUUCCUCUCUGUUCUUAUAUUCUCCUUUCAUCUUCUCUCCUGUUUCUCACCUCCCCUAUCUCCUUUCCUCCUCUUCUCUUUUUUUUAUCUUCUCUCCUCUCUUCUAUAGUCUUUCCACUCUUCUCUUUUCUCCUGUUUCUCACCUCUCCUCUCUCUUUUCCUUCUCCUCCUUUCCUCUUCUUUUAUCUUCUUUCCUCUCUUUUCUC
Molecule: messenger RNA, 2172 nt
Organism: Bufo bufo (common toad)
Lineage: Eukaryota; Metazoa; Chordata; Amphibia; Anura; Bufonidae
Gene: TYROBP
Product: transmembrane immune signaling adaptor TYROBP
Exons: 5
Coding region: 1-318 (105 amino acids)
Biological process (GO): positive regulation of macrophage fusion; microglial cell activation involved in immune response; positive regulation of natural killer cell activation
Cellular component (GO): cell surface
Molecular function (GO): signaling receptor binding
Source: RefSeq, a predicted model, not a curated record